UGCCUCACUCCCUCAGGGACAAUUAAUACCAUUUUACCAUUGAUCGUCAGCAAAGUGGAGUGAAUUAGUGACUGAAGACAGAUCAAAGGGCAAGACCUGUGGACUCUCAGGAUGUGUCAAGCAUCAGUUAUUAGACAAAGUCUCCAUCACAGGGCACUGAUAGCUGCACUGAUUGUAUUUACUCAAGACCUGAGCAGUGGAGGAGGAGCACAGGCAUGGACCUACAACUACAGCACCAGUCCAAACCGGAGAUGGGUUGAGGCCCGCCAGUGGUGCCAGCAGCAUUUCACAGACAUGGUGACCAUCCAGAACCAGGAGGAGUCUGACUUUGUCAACAAUCUGCUGCCAUUUAACCAAAAAUAUUACUGGAUAGGCAUUCACAAAGUGUCUGGAGUCUGGAUCUGUGCAGGAACAAACAAGAAUGUGACAGAAGACACUCAGAACUGGGCACCAGAGGAGCCAGACAACAUAGUGGGUCAGGACUGUGUGGAGAUUUACAUUAAGAGGGAGAAAGAUACAGGCAAAUGGAACAAUGAGAAAUGCCGCAAUAAGAAGGGAACAGUCUGCUACUCUGCUUCUUGUACACAAGAUUCCUGCAGUGCACAUGCAGACUGUGUAGAGACCGUAGGGAACUAUACCUGCCAGUGCCACCCUGGUUUCCUUGGGCCACGCUGUGAAGAGGCAAUCACAUGCAAACCCUUGCUGGAUCCAGAACAUGGUUCUCACCACUGUUUCCAUCCCUAUGGGUCUGAUCAUUUCAACUCUUCCUGCCAUUUCCACUGUGAACUUGGCUUUCGUUUGGUAGGCGCACCCCAACUGUUCUGCCAAACUAGUGGAAAUUGGAGCCACCCACUUCCUUUGUGUCAAGCUGAACAGUGCCCAGCGCUGAACCACACCAGCAUCAGUGGAGGUCAUAUGAACUGCAGCCACCCCAUCGCACCUUACAGCUACAACUCCACCUGUGAGGCCAGGUGUGAUGAAGGCUAUGAGCUCAGUGGAGAGGGCCAGAUACUUUGUGACCACACUGGCCAGUGGACAGCUAGCGUCCCAGCAUGCACAAUAAAAAAGUGCUCCACCAUUUUCUUUCCUGGUACGGGCAACAUGACCUGCGAGCACGCUCUGGAGCCUCUCUCUGUCGGCUCGCGGUGUUACUUCACCUGCCAGGAAGGCUACUACCUGUCUGGAGAUGACGUACUCACCUGUCUGACCUCAGGACAGUGGAACAAACCUACACCUACAUGCACAGUGGUACAGUGCAACAGUCUAGAGGCUCCACCCCAUGCCUCCGUGCAAUGCCAAGACCCUUUAGGAGUGUACAGCUAUGGCUCAAUAUGUACCAUGCAAUGCGAAGAAGGAUUCAGUCUGAUUGGCACAAACAUGACAAAAUGUUCUUCACAGGGCAACUGGACUCACACACUUCCUGUCUGCCAGGCUAAGAAGUGCAGUCGCAUAACUUCUCCCCCUCAUGGGUCCCUGUCCUGUUCUGACCCAAAUGGUUCCUUUAGUUAUGGUUCACGGUGCAAGUCAACCUGUGAUGAGGGUUUUCUUCUGAAUGGGACGGCUGAAACAGAGUGCACCUCUCUGAGCAUGUGGAGUGCAGACAUCCCACAUUGCUUAGCUACAAAAUGUCCCCCUCUGACCACUCCAACCUACGGCUCCUUAGUUUGCUCUGAUCCCCAUGGAGAGUUCAGUUUUGGUUCUCAGUGCACGUCAACCUGUGAGGGGGGCUUUCUCCUGAAUGGGACAGCUGAAACAGAGUGCACCUCUCUAGGCUUGUGGAGCGCAGACAUCCCACAUUGCUUGGCUAAGAGAUGUCCCUCUCUCGACCCUCCAUCUCAUGGCUCUUUAUCCUGCUCUGAUCCCCAUGGAGAGUUCAGUUUUGGCUCUCGGUGCACAUCAACCUGUGAGGAGGGUUUUGUCCUGAAUGGAACAGCAGACACUGAGUGCACCUCUCUGGGCACAUGGAGCCGAGAAAUAGCCCACUGUCUGGCACGUCCAUGCCCCCUAUUGGCCAAUGCUCCACAACAUGGGAGGAUGAACUGUACCCAUCCACACUCCCCUUUCAGCUAUGAUUCCCACUGCAACUUUGAAUGCAAUGAGGGUUUCUGGCUGAGAGGAACUCCAACAAUGACAUGCAACAAUUCAGGCCACUGGAGUCAGGAUCUACCCACUUGCCAGCCGGUACAGUGUGAGGCCAUCCAUACCUUGACUUUAGCCCUGUCUAUGAACUGCUCCCACCCUCUGGGGAAUUUCAGCUUUGGCUCUCAGUGUCUCUUUACCUGUGAAGAUGGGUUCUUCCUGAAUGGCACAAAGGAGCUGCUUUGCUCCUCCUCUGGGUUUUGGAGUGACAGUCUGCCUAACUGUACAGGUAUGCCAGUGGGGACUACCAUGUUGAUGCAUGGUGGAGUUGGGGUGGCCUCUGUUGUCGUGCCAGUUGUCCUGAUAGGGCUGGCUUUGUUAUCUUUGUUAUGGAUACUAUUUAAGAAAAGAGAAAAUGCAAUCAUACAUGAUGUGCCAUCAUGGGAAGAAAGAGAGAAUCCAGCAUUUGAGAGCUGAAUAUAUUUUUUGUUCCUUUUUGACACUUUUAAUUUCUUUAGGAAAUCAUUUCAAAUACUGCAACUUAACGUUUGCUCUUAUUAUUAUGUGAAGCUUGGUAGUUUUAGUUUGAGACUACCAAAAUGUUGGAUGAUUGGAUGUUGAUUUCACAUUAACUGUAAUUUUAAUUUACAUUCUGGCUUUAAAAUUUAGCUUAGAAAUCAACUUUUACACAUUUUGCAUGAAAAGCCCUUUUUUUAUUAUCAAAAAAACAAAACAAAUCAUGCACGAUAGACCUACAGUAAAGUUUGUGUGCAGCUUUUGCUUUGUUUCUUGCUUGUACAUUCCUUAAAUUGUCUUAUCUCUUAAAUUGUCAAUAAAUUAUAACCAUG
This is a messenger RNA of Toxotes jaculatrix (banded archerfish), 2927 nucleotides long. Its product is annotated as selectin P. Gene Ontology annotation, molecular function: sialic acid binding; calcium ion binding; oligosaccharide binding. Gene Ontology annotation, biological process: response to cytokine; heterophilic cell-cell adhesion; leukocyte tethering or rolling. Lineage: Eukaryota; Metazoa; Chordata; Actinopteri; Toxotidae. Gene Ontology annotation, cellular component: membrane; external side of plasma membrane. The record is from RefSeq and is a predicted model, not a curated record. The transcript has 15 exons. Bases 112 to 2556 code for a protein of 814 amino acids.